This is a messenger RNA of Cucumis melo (muskmelon), 1408 nucleotides long. Its product is annotated as stress-response A/B barrel domain-containing protein UP3. The coding region runs from base 142 to 1005 and encodes 287 amino acids. NCBI's taxonomy places the organism in Eukaryota, Viridiplantae, Streptophyta, Magnoliopsida, Cucurbitales, Cucurbitaceae. The transcript has 10 exons. The record is from RefSeq and is a predicted model, not a curated record.
CAAUUUGUUGUUUUUCGUAGUCCACCCGUUUCUUCUGCUCCAUAGCUUCUCAUCAAUGGCUAUCAAAUGAAGGAUCUUGAUAUUCAAACUUCAACUAACCCAAGGAAUUUCAGAUAGAGAGACUCCUUAUUUACCUUUGAAAUGCUGAUUCAAGCUUACUCCCAGAACCCCCAUUUUUUCUUUCUUCCCCCAAACCCUUCAAUUUCCCCCCACCUCUCCUUCAAUGUUUCUCAUUCGCCUAAACUUAAAUCGCCGGUGGGUCGACGAUAUGAAUCAAUGUCCAGGAUUUCAGCUUCUGGGGAGCACAAUCCCACCAUCAUUUUGGGGAAGAAAAGAAAGGUUUUCGAACACAUUUCUUUGCUUAAAGCCAAGGAAAAUAUUUCUGAAGAUGAAGAGAAUGAUAUGCUCGAUUAUCUCUAUACCACGCAGUAUCAAAUGAGGGGCAUUGUGGCCGUUUCAUUAGGACGUGCUUGUGAUCAAAAUAAUGGAAGGUAUACCCAUGGUGUGUAUAUGCGUUUCCAAAGUAAGGAAGACCUUGAAAAAUUCUAUGUGAAUCCUUUCUACUUGCGAGUACUAAAUGAGCAUGUGAUGCCUUAUUGUCAUGGACUGGUUCAUGUAGAUUAUGAAUCAGAGGUGGAAGAUGACAUGCUUCCCAUAUUUCGUAAAGGAGAGGAGUUCAAUUAUGGUGUGGAGUUCGUGCUUCUCAUUAAAUUUUGUCAAGAUUCAUUUGGCAAACCAUUAGAAGAUGCAUUAAAUUCUCUCGAGAGACUGACAAUUGAUAAUCCUUCCUUAAUUGUCCAGUUUACUCAAGGUUUAAAUUUUAAUCCUACUUGUAAGGAGUUCACACAUGGAGUUGUUAUACGAUUUCGGUCAAUCAAUGCCUUUGAGAUAUUUACCAGCAGCACAGAAUACAAAGAUAUGUGGAAAUCUAAAUUCCAACCAAUCGUUCAGAAGACAGUGCCUCUUCACUUCUCUGUUGACCCAGUAGGGACGGAGAUCAUGUAGCAAGGAAUAUUCUUGGUUUGUUCCCCUAUACAUCAUCCAUCCCAAGUGACCUGUUGAAGAUGGUAGGCUCAAUAUGAUUUGAGUGAACUCUUUGUUGCAGGUUUUGGCACCAGAUUUCGUUUUAUAUCCUAACAAGCGCUUGGCUACCAUUAAUCUGACGUGAAGGUGGAAUCAGGAGGUACAGAUUCUUGCGUUUGAUUUCUAGCUUGUAACGUUCUGUACACCUCUCUACACCCACUCACUUGGAUGGUGCGGCCAUUUUAUACCUGUUCUGGAUGCUAUUUUUCUAUUUUGUACAACUCAUAUGAUAGUAACUUGAGAUAUUUAAUCCGCGGUUGAGAUAAAUCUGUAUACCGAACCUUCCGCCAUUCAAUAUUUGUAUUUAUGCUUACCAUUACCUUUA